AUGAUACAAGGAUGUUUUAGCAACCCAGGAAGUCCAAUUUCUAGCAAAACCAAAAAUAUAGGAGUACCCAUUACAAGUUCAUGUUCAUCAAGAGAAUCUCUUAUUACAUGCAUUUACCAAACUCGUUUGUGUGACUCACCGAUUUUGAUUACACUCACCUGGUCAAAAACUCCAUGCUCACAUUCCCUUACAAUUCAUGCUCCUGAUUGCUUUUCCUUUACCAUUUCUCUUCAGCCAUCAACUUUUUCGUUGUUUCGGAUCCGACCCGGAUCCAAAUCCGUUCUCCUUAACCAAACCCAUGAACAUUAUCAGAAUUCUAAGAUCAAAGUGUAUUAUGAUUUUAGCAGAGCAGUGUUUACUCAGCUCAACUCAGCUGAGCCAGAGUCUAAAUUCUACCUCGCAUUGACUCGUAACGGGAAGGUCGAGUUUCUGUUGGGGGAUCUUCAUGAUGAGUUGACUCGGAGACUCGGGCACAACCGUGCGACGAUUAAUGCUGCUGAAUCGACGCUCUUAUCGCGAAGAGAACACGUUUUUGGGCGGAGAAUUUACGCAACUAGGUCUGAGUUUCUGGGUUUAACUCGGUUGAUCGAGAUAGAGUGUUCAAGUGGAACUUUAAAGGUAAAAAUUGAUGGGGAAGUGAAAGUGAACGUUAAAAGAUUAGCAUGGAAGUUUAGAGGAAAUGAGAGAAUGAUGAUUGAUGGUGUAAGUGUAGAGUUUUUCUGGGAUGUAUUAAACUGGGUUAAUAACAAUAACAAUGCCGGAAAUUUAAGUGCUCAAAAAAAUGGGGUGUUUGUAUUUCAAAUAGGUGAAGGAGGAGUUUGGCCAGAAAUGAUGGGGCCGGAGAAGAAGUUGAUGAGAAAGAAUUCUCCGUCGCCGGCGACGGCAUUGUCCCCGGCAGGAUCGAGUUCAAGUGUGUUGCAAUGGGCGGAGGAGAGUAGUGAUUGUGGGCGGAGUUCGUCGGGUUCGUCGUCGACGACGAGGUCGAAUAGUAGUCUGGGUGGUGGUAGUAGCGGUGGUAGUAAUGGUGGGUUUUCUUUGGUUUUGUAUGCAUGGAGGAAAGAUUAA
Molecule: messenger RNA, 1065 nt
Organism: Amaranthus tricolor (Joseph's coat)
Lineage: Eukaryota; Viridiplantae; Streptophyta; Magnoliopsida; Caryophyllales; Amaranthaceae
Exons: 1
Coding region: 1-1065 (354 amino acids)
Source: RefSeq, a predicted model, not a curated record